Staurois parvus is the source of this 249-nucleotide messenger RNA. The record is from the annotation of a GenBank genome assembly. NCBI's taxonomy places the organism in Eukaryota, Metazoa, Chordata, Amphibia, Anura, Ranidae.
AGACCUCUCCUUGAGUCCCCCGCGGCAGUGGAGAGGGUGUCUCCUCUCAGCGGAGAAGAGCGGACCUCUCCUGCUCCUGUCCCCUCAACGGCGCUGCCAAAGCUGAAAACGGGAAGUUGGAAACCAGAACUCAGCUUCACAAUGAGGCUUGGAGCACAGGUGCAGUCGCUCCAUCCAUCUGUGCUCGCCGCACAAGAAUUUCUUCUUGCAUUUGCGAUUGGGCGAGUGGCUUCUUCAAGCCCUGGUAUA